Molecule: messenger RNA, 1240 nt
Organism: Nylanderia fulva
Lineage: Eukaryota; Metazoa; Arthropoda; Insecta; Hymenoptera; Formicidae
Product: retinol-binding protein pinta-like
Cellular component (GO): membrane
Molecular function (GO): phosphatidylinositol bisphosphate binding
Source: RefSeq, a predicted model, not a curated record
AUAGGGUGCUGAAUCCGCACGAAUUUAAUAUCACGGUCUAGAAUGAAUUUAGCUGAUACUUACAACACAUACAUAUUUACACAUAUGUUGCUGCUAUGCUGCGCAUGCGCGAAUCGCAAAAUCGGGUGACAUUUGACGUAAUAUAUUCGCAGACGCGAGUGCUUCUUCCGUAUGGAAAGUCAGUAGGUAAAGUUUCGUGACUAUUAUUGUUUGCUAAAAUGCAGGAGUUCCAAAAUUCUCACGAUAGUAUUUUGCAUAAUUUGACAAGCGAGCAAAAGGAAUACGCAACGAAGGUUUUAAAUGAAUUUGACGAAAAUCGAGACAGCGCCAUCUCGGAGAUUAAACAAUGGAUUCAAGAGAGUGAUUUGCGUGCGCGAACUGAUGAUUUCUUCAUUUUGCGAUUUUUGAGAACCUGCACUUUUAAUAUUGAGAAAACUAAGAUCAAGAUACGAAAUUAUCAAAUGCAGCGAGCUAAACUACCGAAAUGGUAUCCGAAUACAGAUCCAUUACAAUCGAAACUACAGGAAUUGCUCGAUUUGGGAAUUUUUUUACCCUUGCGAAAAUUGGACAAUCAAGGAAGAUUGAUUUUUGUCUCGCGUCUUGUACAUGAUCCAGACGUAAUUACAUUAUCGGAAAUAAUUAAGGUCUCAUCUAUGAUCGGAGAUAUAGCCUUAAGAGAUAGCGUUGAAGCAUCCUUGUAUGGUGUAUCAUUAAUUACAGAUUUGGAACAAUUAACUUUGCGUCAUGUUACUCAAAUGACACCUUCUUUUCUAAUGAACGUGGUCCAUAUAUGGCAGGAAUGCUACCCCAUGAGAAUUCAGUCGCUUACUUUUAUCAAUAUGCCGGAAUAUGGUAAAUUUGUUUCGUCGAUAACUAGAUUUUUCUUGAGCAACAGACUGAAGGAAAAAUUGCAAAUCUAUUCGCGCAAAACGACGCACGACUGUUUCAAAGAUAUGCCAGCUAAUAUUUUGCCAGUCGAAUAUGGCGGUACUGAUGGUACAAUUCAAGAAUUAAAAGAAUAUUGGAAGAAAGUAGUUGAAGAGAAUCGCGAAUGGUUUAUCGAAGAUGAAAAUUAUAAACCAAUUUUUAAUUCUAAUCCUCAAAUAUAGUACCGAAUUUGAUUUCAUGUAUAAAACGUCGAGUUGAAAUUAUGUGACCUUGAAAAAACUGCUUGAAGAAACGAUUAAAAAAAGUUAAUAAAAUAAAACCGCUGCUAUUAACGCGCGAAAUGAAUUUAUAA